This is a messenger RNA of Eimeria acervulina, 1980 nucleotides long. RefSeq names its product IQ calmodulin-binding motif domain-containing protein, putative. Lineage: Eukaryota; Apicomplexa; Conoidasida; Eucoccidiorida; Eimeriidae. Gene Ontology annotation, molecular function: protein binding. The record is from RefSeq and is a predicted model, not a curated record. The transcript has 2 exons. The coding region runs from base 1 to 1980 and encodes 659 amino acids.
AUGAGAGGAGUUAACAGUGGGGAGGUGGAAAUUAAAGAGACAGAAGAACCGAUAAACGGGUCUGCGCCGCCUCUCUCUUUUCUUUCUCGUGGCUGCGCUGCUGCAGCAGACACGGGAAGUUCUGCUGCUGCUGCUGCUGCUGCUGCUGUUGCUGGCGAGCAUGAGGCUGAGCCUGCACCACCAGUAGCAGGACCAGGACCAGCAGCAGCAGCAGCAGCAGGAGUAGCAGCAGCAGCAGCAGCAGGAGUAGCAGGAGCAGGAGCAGGAGCAGGAGCAGGAGCAGCAGGAGCAGCAGCAAUGUGUGAGGGUUGUACAGACGAGGAAGUUCUUCUGGAUCUGCACCUUUUACCGGGUCGCAGCAAACGCCGCAAAUCUUUUUUUCUUAAUUCUACUCUUUGGGAUAUCAAACAAAUUGUUGAAAAAGACCUCCGCAUACCCGCACUCGUCGUAGCAAUUGUACCCCUCUCUCCUCCACAUCAAAAUGACGCUCACAGCCCCCAAUCAGGGGGCCCCCAAUCAGAAGGCCCCUACUUAGGGGGCCCCCUCGUAGGGGGCCCCCACUCAGAGGGCCUCUUAGGGGGCCCCUUAGGGGGCCCCCCAAGAAGUUCUCAAGGGGGUCCCCCAGGGGGGCCCCAGGGGGGCCCCCCAAGUGUCCCCCCACGGGGCCCCCCAGGGGGCCCCUCUGGGGGUUUUUUAGGGGGGCCCCCUUGCCGUCUCCCGUGGAGCAGUAGUUUGAAUUCUUUAGGGUUUGGUUGCAGUGGAGGUAAAGCAGAGGCCCUUGCGGUGUAUCUGCACAGACCCGCUAAUGCAGAUGCAGAAACAGCGCUGCCUACCCUGGAGUCUCUAGGCUACCCUGAAUUCCUCGCAGAUGCUACCGCCGGUGUGGGGUUUGUAAUGCGCGGGAAGUGCAGCGCAGCAACACAGACAUUUACUACUUCUUCUGUUUCUUGUCAAAGUUCUCGAGAGGCAUCCGGGUGUACAGAGACGAGAGGCGUUUAUAGUAUAUGCAUAGAGAGCAAAAUACUCAGUGCAGGAAAAUAUAUAUCUGCAGAAGAAUGCGACAAAAAGAGAGAAGCUGCUGCUGUUGUGCUGCAGCAGCACGUAAGGGGCUGGAUAGCUAGACGCGAAGCAGCGCGCAGAAGACAGCAGCGAGACUCAGAGCAGCAGCAACAGCAGCAGCAGCAGCAACGCAAACUCUGGGAAGCAGCUGUUCGCAAGAAAAGACAGCAGCAAAGAGGCGGAAGCCCCACAACUUCAACCGACUUUGCUCUGCUGCAUGCAGAAGCAGCAGCAUGGCGUUCUAUGCAAGAAAAAAAGAUAUGUGCUUGGGUUUCUGCUUGUACUUCGUCUGUCUGCUCGCAGCAGCAGCAGCAGCAGCAGCUGCAGCUGCAGCUGCAGUUGCUGCAGCAGCAGCUGCUGCCGCAGCAACUCCUCCCCCCACCGCAGCAGCACAAACAAACAACCAAACUCCACGCAGAGAAGCAGAAGAGGGAGGCGUUGCUGCUGCUGCUGCAGCAAGAGACCCAGCUGCUGCAGAGGAUAGAGGGUCUCAGGCAGCAGGCGAAGCAACAACGGAAGCAGCAGCAGCAGCAGCUGCUGCUGUGCAAGAUGGGGGAGCCCCUUAUAUGGGUACAGUCGAGCGGCGAGACAGCAACUGUACAUACACCUGAAACAGAGGCUGCAUGCACUUUGCAUGCACUCUAUCAGCGCUUAACUACAGGGCCCCUUGAGGCCCCUGAACGUCUGGAGGUGUUAGCAGCAGCAGCAGCAGCAGUGGGGCCCCACGAGGGCCCUCUUGCUGCUGAGAUGUUGGAGUUGCUGCAGCGGGAACAGACGCUGCUGCAGCGAGGCCGCAGCAACAAACUGCUGCUCUCAGGGUUAAGACAGCGGAUUAAUACUCUGUUUGGCGAGCUUCUUCUCUCGCCCUCCUUCAACCCCAGAGCCCAAUGCCUACCCCCUACUCCCUUCUUAUCUUGGUAA